Molecule: messenger RNA, 396 nt
Organism: Aspergillus puulaauensis
Lineage: Eukaryota; Fungi; Ascomycota; Eurotiomycetes; Eurotiales; Aspergillaceae
Product: WSC domain-containing protein
Exons: 2
Coding region: 1-396 (131 amino acids)
Source: RefSeq, a predicted model, not a curated record
AUGCUCUUGAAAUAUACCAUUGCGCUCCUCGCAUCGACCGCAGCAGCCACCCAUACCCUUCGAUACCUGGGAUGCUACCUCGACUCCAGCGAUCUAGACAACAUAGGCCAAUCGCCGUUCCAGAGCGUCGGACUCUGCAAGAUGAACUGCAUGCGGCGCGGCGAUACAAUCAUGGGCGUCCGGAAUGGCACCGAGUGCUGGUGUGGUCUUAACUAUCCGAACUGGCAGGAUGAACUGGAUCCAAGGGCAUGCAACUUGCCUUGUGGUGGUUAUCCGCUUGAUAUCUGUGGUGGCCAUGGUGCGCUUAGUUGUUAUGAAAUUGAACAAGAAGCGACGGUAUCGUCGCUUACUAUGGCUCCCACAAUUUUGCCGAUGUUGGGUAUUGGGUGCAAUUAG